AUGAGUGUCGACUCAUCUCCAUUGAGUAUCUGGUCGAAUUGUCAACCGGGUAUUCAGCAUCGAAUCAAUGCUCUACUGAACUAUGAAGCCGAAUAUUUUCGUUUACGUGCUGAAUUUCAUCGACAACUUCAAGAUUUGCAGUAUUCCUACUAUCCUCACUUCGAACAAAUCUUAGAACAACGACGACAGAUCAUCAACGGUUCAUCGAAUGUUUCAAUAUCUAAUGGAAACAAACCUUACAUAGUUUCUGCCAAGGAAGGAAUUCCACUAUUCUGGCUAACAGUACUGAAAAAUCUUGAUUCGUACGAUUAUCCUGUUCGCUCGUGUGAUGAAGCAUGUUUGAAACAUCUUACCGAUAUCCGCUGUCGGCUCAAUCCACCGUCGUCUCAGACAACAAGUUUUGCACUUGAAUUUCAUUUUUCGUCUUCAAAUCCGUACUUUUCUGAAACAAUUCUAACGAAACACUAUUGGAUUCGACUACAAGCCAAUGUUUCAUCGCCGUACCGAUCAUAUGACGGACCAGAAAUCGAUCGAUGCUCGGGCUGUUCCAUCUCCUGGAAUCCAAAUCACGAUUUAACUAUUCGGAAACGAAUUAAGCAAAAACGAAAUAAGAUAACUGGAGAAAUUCGUCGAGUACAAGUCGAAGAACGGAUUCCGUCCUUUUUUGAUUUCUUCUCACCACCAAUUAUUCAUGAAAAUGGUAUUCAAGACAUGUCUGACGACGAUCACAUUCGUUUGGAAGCUGAUUUUCAAUUUGGAUUGCUAUUAAAGCAACAAGUCAUACCGAAAGCUCUACUUUAUUACACAGGCGAAGCUUUAUCUCCGUACGGUUUCAACACUGAAGACAGUUCGUCGAAUAGUUCAUCAUAG
Molecule: messenger RNA, 870 nt
Organism: Adineta ricciae
Lineage: Eukaryota; Metazoa; Rotifera; Eurotatoria; Adinetida; Adinetidae
Source: the annotation of a GenBank genome assembly